Molecule: messenger RNA, 2950 nt
Organism: Lethenteron reissneri (Far Eastern brook lamprey)
Lineage: Eukaryota; Metazoa; Chordata; Hyperoartia; Petromyzontiformes; Petromyzontidae
Gene: TRMT11
Product: tRNA methyltransferase 11 homolog
Biological process (GO): methylation
Cellular component (GO): cytoplasm
Molecular function (GO): nucleic acid binding; tRNA (guanine(10)-N2)-methyltransferase activity
Source: RefSeq, a predicted model, not a curated record
GCUCGCUGAUGACGUCAUCGCUUUACAGCAACUUUACGCGAUAGCGUCACUCGUCAACAUGGCGGCUUCCACGACGAGCACGUGCGGCCGGUUCCUGCUGUUGCUGGCGCAGGAGCACGUGGAGUUCAGGCUGCCCGAGCUGAGGGCGCUGUUCUCCGUGUGCGGAAAGCACUUGGAAUGCAACACAGGUGGAAGUUCUGACAAAGGCCCAUUUUUGGUUGUUUUGGGAACAUCGGAGGAAACAAUUCGAAAAGUCAUGGAAAGGACCGUAUGCGCCAAGUCUGCUAUAGAGCUGUGGGGAAUGGGGAAGACCCAUCAGGAGCUGCUGGCUUCACUCAAACCACAAUCUGAGCACAUCAGGCAGCUGUGCCACCCAGAAUCUUCAUUCAAGAUCACGAUACACACUUUUAACAAGACUCUCCAGUACAACGAGCGUCUGCAAAGGAUUGAGUCAUUGGAUGUCCUUCCGUUUAAUGGGCGAGUGGACUUAAAAAACCCAGAUCACAAUUUUUUCCUCCUGGAAGAUUAUGGGCUGGACCCUAACAACGUUCCCACAGACCCUCUCUGCCUCUACUUCGGCAGAUGGCUGGUGGAUGGACAGCGUGACUUACUGCGGAGCUACAGUGUGAAGACGCGUCACUUCAUCGGCAACACCAGCAUGGACGCCGGCCUGGCCUUCAUCAUGGCUAACCACGCAAGAGUGCAACCAGGGCACUUUGUGUGCGACCCAUUCGUUGGCACUGGGAGCCUGCUGGUAGCUUGUGCUCGGUUUGGCGCAUUUGUCAUGGGCAGCGACAUUGACUACAACACAAUCCAUGGGCUGGGAAAGGCAAGCCGAAAAAACCAGAAGUGGCGUGGGCCUGACGAGAACAUCCGUGCAAACCUGCGACAGUAUGGCCUGGAGCAGCUGUACGCAGACGUGCUGGUGUCAGAUGCUUCGCGUCCCAUCUGGAGGCCACACCAACUCUUUGAUGCCAUCCUCACUGACCCGCCAUAUGGAAUCCGAGAGUCCACGAGAAAAAUUGGAUCGUAUGGUGAAAAUGGCAAAGUCCCUGAUGAUGUCGCAGAUAACCACAUGCCCGAGAGCAGGGAAUACCAUCUGAGUGAUAUCUUUGUGGAUCUGCUCAACUUUGCAGCGGAGUACCUGGUGAAUGGGGGGCGGCUUGUUUACUGGUUGCCCGUCUUCAGACCUGACUACACGGAGGAGAUUGUGCCCCGGCAUCCGUGCUUGAAGCUCGUGAGCAACUGUGAGCAGAUGCUCAACAGCCAGAGUGGCCGCCGCCUCCUCACCAUGCAGAAGAUCAAGGACUUUGAGGAGGUUGAUCGUUAUGCACAUAUGCAAGAUGUGCGACAAAACCCUUAUAAGGGGCACAACGCGUUCCGCGACAAGUACUUCAGCGGGCUCACAAAGGAGAGGGCCCGGGAGUGUGAGUGAGGACAGCACAGAAUACUACAUCGACACUCAAAAUGAUUUACAUAAUGUAUUGCUGAUGUUACAAUGUACUUUGUGGUGCUCUGAAAAGACAGGGUAAAGGUAAUCAUUUGUUGAAAGCCACAAAAGGUAGGGCAGAUGUAAAAUAUUGUCAGCAGUAGAUAAUACUAUUGCUAUAUUGUAUAAAAAUAUACAUAAUGAAGCCAUUAAAAUGCUGGUGAGUCUGCUUUUAAAAUGUCUUCUCAAAUUGAAUAAAUGAAUAGACUAAAGUUUAAUAGUAUAAAUAUUGUGUUGUGUAUCAUUUUCAAUAGAUUUUUACUAAAGAAAUCGGAAAAUAAAAAUAGAUGUAUUUCAGUUGUAAAGUCUGAUUUUAAAUAUCGACACUGUAGAUACCAUGUUGUAUUUCUCAGUCAGUUAUUUUAUGGAAGUGACAAAAAAUAUUUGAUUGAAUAGGUGUGGCAGUUGUGGAAAAGGGAUCAAGGGAAGUAUGCUUUUUCCAUGAGGGCAUUUUGCAUGCCACAAUAUUGCAACUGUAGCUGGGACAUACAAUAUUCAGUCUAGACUCUCGGCAAUUUCUCCACAUGUAAACAUUUUAAUGUUAGGCAGGAUGACAAGAUGUUCCCCUAGCCACUCCGGCCAGCAAUGUAUGAGAUUUCCUUGAAGCUUUGUUUUUGUGACUUUGUACUUUAACGGUAUCUAGCUAGUGAUAAGAUUCGUUUUAUAUGUAUGAAGCCUUAGCCAGGAGCCUUAAACAUUUUGUAAUUUACCAUUGUGGCCCACUACUUGGCAUUUCUAUUAUUUUUGAAAGACUGCUACUGUCUACUAGCUUAUCCAGUUUUAGACUGCAGAGCAUAUUCUAGAUUUGAUCAUAGAUUUCAACAUAAAAAGGGUAUUCACUUACAUACUCUUUUCCAAGGACAUGUGCAGCAUGAACUUAUUACGUCUUAUACAGAUUUAUCUGGCUUCAUACAGUGACGGGCUUAUGGGAAGUAUCUCUGCAAUUCUAACAUUAAUUCCAUGGCAGUUUCUGGCAACGUUAUAAUAUUUAGUUUGUAAUCGCCCAAGAUUGAUGGUGUGUUUAGGGAAUUUGUUAAGUGAUUUGAAAACGAUGUAGGUAUGUGUUAAAUUCUGAAAAUAUUUAAUUGGUAACUAUGAUGCAUACAUUAAACACGUACGUGGGCUAUGGAAACAAAUGUUUUUAAUAAUUUAGAUUGAGCCAAGGCAGACCGCAAAGUUCCUGCAAUUGUAAUUUGUCUGUUUUUAAAUGCUCUCAAUUUUCUAAACGGCUGUGUAAUCUAUUAAACACAGAUGCAUGCAAUUCCCACCAAAUAUGGUGAUCCUCCACUAAUGUGUUUUUGUUGUAAUUUUUUUACUUCCAAAACAAUUUACUGUACACAGUUGCACCUUUGUUUUAUUUUCAAGAUGUUAGUUUGUGUAAGUUUGAUUAGAGCAACUGCACAAUAUUUUGAUGAAUAAAAAUGUGUUUUAAAUGGUGGUACAUUAUUGAGUGUGCAUUCC